Recurvomyces mirabilis is the source of this 186-nucleotide messenger RNA. RefSeq lists its product as uncharacterized. The transcript has a single exon. The record is from RefSeq and is a predicted model, not a curated record. Bases 1 to 186 code for a protein of 61 amino acids. NCBI's taxonomy places the organism in Eukaryota, Fungi, Ascomycota, Dothideomycetes, Mycosphaerellales, Teratosphaeriaceae.
AUGGCUCUCGGAGAGGAGAUGAUGAUGGAGAAGAUACUCAUGGGUGGUAGCGGCAUGGGUGGCGGCAUAGGUGGCGGCAUGGGCAUGGGCAUGGGCGGGGGAAAUGGGAGGACCAAUGGGUGGAGGAAUGACGAGUGGUAUGGGAGGAGGCAUGGGCGGGAUGAUGACCCCCAGCAUGGGAGGUAG